Ceutorhynchus assimilis (cabbage seed weevil) is the source of this 1762-nucleotide messenger RNA. The record is from the annotation of a GenBank genome assembly. NCBI's taxonomy places the organism in Eukaryota, Metazoa, Arthropoda, Insecta, Coleoptera, Curculionidae.
GCCAAGGGUGAUUUCAGGACAAGACAACGGUUUUUCAAAACAGUAUCGGCUCAGCACUUAUACGAACUUUACGCCCCUCUAAUAAGAGGGUUAAUUAUUCUUGUAUAAUUGAUAUAUACGGAAUUGAAGUGAUAAUAAUAUGUGGGUUUUGUGAUUUUAUUUUUUUUUGGUAAAGGGGCAAAGGACUAUUAUUUUUUUUAAUUUGAGGUGCGCACGAUUGGUCCGGGCCCAGCCUCUCCCUCGUCUUUCCUCCCCCGAAACCACCAUGGAUACGACCAGUUAUGUCCCGAACAAUCCCCAGUUCGGCGUGCAGUUCGAGUGUAAUUGGAGUGCUCCUGGUGCAGUCCAACAGGUAUCCACUUGUACGGACGAUUUAUCGUCUUGCUGGAGCGACGAAAUGGGUUCUUUUUCCCUCCCAUUAGACCUGGACCCUUUACCGAGCCUAUUCAACAUAUCGCCAUGCGGAAAUGUAUCCACAAAUUCCAGAGCCGAAUUACCAAAACCAACUGUUCCGAGAACACCAUCCGAAACAGCCGCCGGCGGACGUGGCGGAUGUCCUACUAUCCCUAAAACACGCCGUGGUACAUCCUGGUCAAAGUCCGACGGAAAAAUACGAAAACCAACUUUAUCAUCCGCAAAUGCUUCUGUCACCGUCUGGGGGUUGUGGAGCUGGAAAUUUGUGCGAUCAAAAUUUCGGACAAGCUCCGAUAUUUCCCAGUAUGUCCGUCAACGUUUCAAUGAACAUGACUAUGCACGGGUACCAUCCGAAUGCUGGAUAUAGUUCGGAUUUAUCUUGUCCACAAAUGCAAUGGAGUGCAAAUACCCAAAACCCAUCGCAAGCCACCUAUCAAAGUCAAGGCCUUCUGAGUCCUUCUUACGGUGGUACUUACUCGUUUACGGCGGACUUUCGGCCACCUCAAGACACCUCGCCCAUUUUGAGUACCAGCGCCAGCUAUAAACCGAUGACCAUGUCUUUUACGCCUCCUAGGAGAAGGCCCAGUUUGAAUUUGAUCGACGAAGAUGGUCAAAAACCGAACGUUUGUCGGAUAUGUGGAAAAAGCUACGCUAGGCCUAGCACUUUGAAAACCCACCUCAGGACACACAGCGGCGAAAAACCGUUCAGGUGCGGCGACUGCAAUAAAUCCUUUUCGCAGGCGGCCAAUUUGACCGCUCACGUGCGGACACAUUCCGGCGAAAAACCGUUCCGGUGUCCGGUGUGCGAUAGGAGAUUCUCUCAAAGUUCAUCGGUCACCACUCACAUGAGGACGCAUUCUGGAGAAAGACCUUAUCGGUGUCGUUUAUGUAAAAAAGCUUUUUCCGAUAGCAGUACCUUGACAAAACAUUUACGAAUACACAGCGGAGAAAAACCAUACGAAUGCAAAUUGUGCCUGUUAAGGUUUAGUCAAAGUGGAAACUUGAACAGGCACAUGAGGGUACACGGUACCACCAACGGAUUACCGCCAUGACACACGUUUUUCUAUAGUGUUUGAAUUUGUGAUUACAUAUUUAAUUAGAUUUAUAAAUUUUGCUACAAACAUUCAUGAAAUUAUCAUGCAAAAAAAAAACUGCGCAUUCGCAAAUUAUACAAUUUGCGAUACUGGAAAAUGAUUAUCUACCAUUUUAAUAAUGGUUUCUAGUUACCAUGUGGUAAAAGUUUGUAUAUAAAUGGUAAGCAAACAUUGGUCUUAGUGUUAUUAAUAUUAUUUAUUGUGAUUACUUAAACAUCCAAAAAGUAUGUUUAUUAGAAAUUGUAUUAAAAUGA